AUGUCCGCAGGACUCGGCGUCAUGCGCUUAUUCAUCAUCUUUAUGCUGGGCUGCCUGUGCCCGCGGCAGCACUGCGUCCAGCUGGAGGACUGGCCGGACCAUGCAGAUAGCCAGCCGCGGCUGCUGCAGCUUUUACAGCGCAUUCGCUUGGAGCGGCACUUUGAGACGAUCGUGGUGUAUGGCCGGGCGCCGUGUGUGUUCCAUGAGCUGCUGCCGCAGCUGGAGCUGCCCACGGUGCUGCUGGCCAAUGGCAGCAGCCUGGCGGAUUGGCGCUUCAACAGCGAGUCAACGCUGCUGCUGUGCUGCGGCCUUAGCGCCGAACAGGAGCACAAUCCGCACACCUUAUUGAGGCUGCAGCAGGCGCGUCGCUUGGUCCAGCUGGCGCCCAAGAUCCGGCCGCGGUGGCUGUGCGCGGUCUACUUUGCCCGGGAGCAGCACAAUGUGGCCAUGCUGGAUGCACGUGGCAAUGUCUACAGCUGUCGCCUGUUUCAGCAGCCGAACUAUGUGCAGCUCGUCAGCUUCGGCUCCGACUCCGACUCCAACUCCAGCUCCAUUUAUGUGCAGCAAUACGGCAAUGUGCAGGGCGCAGCAAUCAUAAGCGAAGCGGAUCAGCUGAUGCCGCGUUCCAUGCUCUUUCGGAAUCCCAGCACUGGCCAGCUGGAGAUGGUGGGCUUUGUGUGCAAUCUGAUUAACACGUUUGUGAGGCGUUUGAACGCAACGCUAAAACUGCGUCCGGACAUCGAGCUGGGCAAAACCAUAUACUAUGGCAUUAUGGAGCGGCGAGUGCAGGGGAACGAGCUGGAUGUGGCUGCCUCGUUGACGACCACCCUGACAACGAAUAACAUGGACUAUCUGAGCUAUCCGUUUGUGUCGACGUCAUAUUGCUUCAUGAUACCCUUGCCGGCACGGCUGCCCUACAAGAAGAUCUACACGGUCAUUGUGGAGCCUCUGGUGCUGGGCGUGCUGCUGCUGCUGUUCCUGAUCUUCUCGCUGCUGCUCAUCUACAGCCAGGAGCUGAGCUGGCGUCGUCUGAGUCUCAGCCAGCUGCUGCUCAACGAUCGCUGCCUGCGCGGCCUGCUCGGCCAGGCGUUCCCGUGGCCCCAGCAGGCCAGCCGCCAUCUGAAGGCCAUUUGCUUGCUGCUGUGCUUCGCCAGCCUCAUGACCACCACCAUGUACGAGUCCUAUCUGCAGUCGUUCUUCACCCAUCCCCCAGCCGAGUCGAUGCUGCGCAGCUUUGCCGAUUUUCGCGAUUCGCCCUACAGAAUUGCCGUGGAUCGCAAGGAAGCGAACCGCAUGCUCCAGAGCUACAAUUUGACCACGGACCAUGCUCGCAACGCCUUCAUCCUGGAAAGUUGGCAUGAGUUUGUAAAAAUGCGCGACACCUUCAACGCCAGCUUUAUUUACCCUGUCACCCGUCUGCGCUGGAAGUCCUACAACGAGCAGCAGAAGCUCUUCCAGGAGCCCAUGUUCUACUAUUCGGAGGACGUCUGCCUGCAUCGCUUCAUGCUUAUGUGCCUGCCUGUGCGUCGCCAUUGGCCAUAUCGCCAGCUCUUUGAAAAUCACAUGCUGUCCAUGUGGGAGUUUGGCGUGAUGCAGCUCUGGGUUCGCAGAGCCUUCUACGAUAUGGUGCAGCUAAACAUGACCAAGCUGGUGGACUUCAGUUCUGGCAAGCCGGAGGAAGAUGCGGUCUAUGUUCGCGAUCUCUCCUGGAUAUUCUUUUUCUAUGUGUCUGCCAAUCUACUCGCCUGCAUUUGCUUUGCUGUCGAAUUCUGCUGGGGCAGAUACGUUUGA
Drosophila virilis is the source of this 1791-nucleotide messenger RNA. RefSeq names its product Ionotropic receptor 52a (gene Ir52a). The record is from RefSeq and is a predicted model, not a curated record. Lineage: Eukaryota; Metazoa; Arthropoda; Insecta; Diptera; Drosophilidae.